AUGGUGACUUCUUUUUGGAAUUUCCCUAAGCAUUUGGCUCGCUAUACCCUGUUGCCAACUUCAGAAGAGGCCAAAGCAGGUGUCCAGUCUCCUCGAACUUCGUUUCGUCGUACUUGGAUUCCCUUAUUGGGUCUUUCAAUUCUCAUCAACGUGAUAUUCAUUUGGACUCUGAUAUCACCUGCAGGGUGUACACUCAUGCCUAUUCUAUAUUCUCCGGCACAGGAAGCUGUCAGUUACAAGAUUACAAAAUUCCACAGCGGGUUUAAUGAUGACGUGACUGAAUACAUGGGACCACCAUCGGAUGAACUUGACCAAAAAUGGGAUGCUCUAUACGCCGCUGGCGUGAAUCGAAUUCCUAAGAGCCAAGCUGCUCUCUUGCCCAACAAGACAGUUCCAAUUCCUGGAGAUGAUGGCUAUUAUAUUAUCACAUUAGACGUCUUUCAUCAGCUUCAUUGUUUGAACAUGAUUCGCAAAGCACUAUCUCCGGAUUACUAUCACCCCAUGCACUUGGCAGCUGAUGGUGAGGACAAUCUUCUUGGUUUCACACAUAUUGAUCACUGCGUUGACACUAUACGACAAUCAUUGAUGUGCCAUUCGGAUAUCAGUGUGCUACCAUUUCAGUGGAAGGAUCAUGAUCAAGAAGUCAAGAUAUGGGGUCAAAUCCCACAUGUCUGCCGUGACUUUAAUCGGAUUACAGAAUGGGCGCAGGCAAACCAGUUCCAUGCUCCAAUACGAGAGGCUCUCCAAUAUGAAAAUCGCGUGAUUAAUACCACCGUCACACAUCUCAACAGCUUCUCCGGGCCACCCGGGCCUGACAUCGAUCGUGCUUGGAAAGAUAUUUUAGGACAUGAAGUCCAUCUACGAUUGACCGAAACCGAUAUGGCCCAGUUGAGGCGUUCAUCCAUCCCGUUGACCGACAAACCAGGCACGUAUUUGGGGGCUCCUGAUAUCUAUCAUCAACUCCAUUGUGUUUACACUCUUUACCGAGCCAUCCAUCCUGAGUAUUACGAUGGAGAGGCCAAUAAGGAGGCAACCAUUACGCCGGUUGAACAUCUUGACCAUUGCAUUAAUCAACUCAGACAAUAUCUGCAGUGUCACGUAUCCAGUAGCGUUUACACUUACCGUUGGGAAGUGGAGAAAGCCUUGAUGACGGGGAAUUUUGACCCGGAAAACGAGUGUAUAAACUGGGAACGAUUUGACGAGUGGAUCAAAGGUCACGCCGUCGAUAUUAAACAUCCUGGUUUACUCGUGCAUCCUAAUUUUGGGCCUCUAUAUCCAGGCUAA
This is a messenger RNA of Talaromyces amestolkiae, 1284 nucleotides long. RefSeq lists its product as uncharacterized. The record is from RefSeq and is a predicted model, not a curated record. The transcript is spliced from 8 exons. The coding region runs from base 1 to 1284 and encodes 427 amino acids. NCBI's taxonomy places the organism in Eukaryota, Fungi, Ascomycota, Eurotiomycetes, Eurotiales, Trichocomaceae. Gene Ontology annotation, biological process: mycotoxin biosynthetic process.